Microtus oregoni (creeping vole) is the source of this 713-nucleotide messenger RNA. It is a transcript of the gene Fxn, whose product is annotated as frataxin. Gene Ontology annotation, molecular function: ferrous iron binding; ferroxidase activity; iron chaperone activity. NCBI's taxonomy places the organism in Eukaryota, Metazoa, Chordata, Mammalia, Rodentia, Cricetidae. The coding region runs from base 36 to 665 and encodes 209 amino acids. The transcript has 5 exons. Gene Ontology annotation, cellular component: mitochondrion. Gene Ontology annotation, biological process: intracellular iron ion homeostasis; iron incorporation into metallo-sulfur cluster. The record is from RefSeq and is a predicted model, not a curated record.
CUCGCGCAGGGGCGGAGCGGCCGCAGAACAGCGGUAUGUGGGCGCUCGGACGGCGCGCAGUCGCGGGCCUGCCGUCCCGGACGGCGUCCCGGGCCUCGGUCUCGGUCGGGAUCCCGCGCUGGAGGGAGCCUAUCGGAGCGUGCGGCCACCGAGGCCUGCAGGUCACGAUCAGCUCGGCCUCCGCCUUCCGCCACUCAAAUUUGAACCUCCACUACCUCAAUCAGAUUCUGAACAUCAAAAAGCAGAGUGUCCGCAUGGUGCAUUUGAGGAACUCGGGAACUUUGAACAAUCCAAGCUCUCUAGACGAGACAGCUUAUGAAAGACUUGCGGAGGAGACGCUGGACGCCCUGGCAGAGUUCUUUGAAGACCUUGCAGACAAGCCCUAUACCCUGGAGGACUAUGACGUCUCUUUUGGGGGCGGCGUGCUAACCAUUAAACUGGGCGGGGAUCUAGGGACCUACGUGAUCAACAAGCAGACUCCAAACAAGCAAAUCUGGUUAUCUUCUCCCUCCAGUGGCCCUAAGCGCUAUGACUGGACUGGGAAGAACUGGGUGUACUCCCAUGACGGCAUGUCCCUGCAUGAGCUACUGGCCAGAGAGCUGACUGAAGCCUUAAAUACCAAACUGGACUUGUCUUCCUUGGCUUAUUCUGGAAAAGGCACUUGAUUCAAAGACAUUAAAGCUAUCGGGCCAAGACCCCCGCUUUCUUCUGUA